AUGUUCAUGCCUUCCCGACGUCCAAAAGUCAUGAUUCUUAUAUGGAAAGAUAGAUAUUUGAGUCGUGACCCGCGGCGAAGUGGAAAGAGGUCAUUUGGAUCACUCGUUGGACCGGAACUUAUUUUCUACCAAGACAUGUCCGACGAGCGCCUAAGUAGAGCCCAUGGAGACUUUGAUGGAUCAAGAGGCCCGGAUACCGCGCCCAAGGCCUUGGCUCAUCUUGACACUAGCAUAACUCAAUCCAGAAGCUUCCAUUGGCCUGAACGCGGCCCAUUCAAGAACUUGGAGAGCAAGCUCAAGCGGCUAAAGAGAAAUGGAAACUUUCCUCUUCUGCGCGCGCUCAACUUUGCCGACCUAGACCCGCUCUCUACCUAUAUAUACUUGCUUUUAGCCUCUUGUAAUAAGAAUCACCAGCCGCAUAACAAGAAACACUUAUUCAAUAAAUGCCUUGAUCAUCUCCUCACCUACAAGAUCACAGCCUACAACACUAGACAUCAACGAGGGAGGCGCCUAAGUAUUGGAGGGCUCAUCACUCCUAUCUUGUGUGCUGCUGGAGUAAACCCAACUGAUAGGAGAGCCACUGAACCAGGUUGGAUGGACAUCAAGUUCUGCAAGACCAACCUCCUCAUUGAACACAAGGAGUUGGAUGGGAGGUUCCAAUUCAAGUUCACUCAUCCAUUGGUUGGUCCUUCCAAGCUUCUCCUGCCUAACCCAGAGCUCACCACAGUAGUAAGGGGUGAGAACAUUGAUUUCAGACCCCCUGUGUACACGUUAUUUGGGCAUGAGGAUGAUUUGCGAGAAGAGGAGCCUGAGCUCGAUCGAGCUGAGGAUCGAGCUGAGGAUCGAGCUGAGGAUCAAGUCCAGGAAAGUGUGGAUUUGGGAGAGCCUGAGCGCUAUUAUUUUGAGGAGUAUGAGGCUCCAAGGAUGAACCCCUCUGUUGUGGCUGCCCACAAGAGGAUUGGACUUCUCCAAAAGUUCAACAAAUGGCAACGGAAAGCCACUGAGAAGAUGCAAAAGUCCAUGGACAAGAUGGUGAGCAUGAUCAAGAGUUUGGAGAAGAAAGUUUCUGGUUCUUCAAAACAAGAAGAAGAAGGCAGCCACAGCCCCUACUUUCCUUAG
Molecule: messenger RNA, 1119 nt
Organism: Microthlaspi erraticum
Lineage: Eukaryota; Viridiplantae; Streptophyta; Magnoliopsida; Brassicales; Brassicaceae
Source: the annotation of a GenBank genome assembly